Messenger RNA from Cucurbita maxima (winter squash), 1560 nucleotides. RefSeq lists its product as uncharacterized. The coding region runs from base 10 to 780 and encodes 256 amino acids. The record is from RefSeq and is a predicted model, not a curated record. Gene Ontology annotation, molecular function: protein binding. The transcript has 3 exons. NCBI's taxonomy places the organism in Eukaryota, Viridiplantae, Streptophyta, Magnoliopsida, Cucurbitales, Cucurbitaceae.
GCAGAGUAAAUGUUUGCAAAAGAGGAGUUCUCUCUCACCACAUUCUUCCUUCUUCUACCUCCUGCUCUCCCUCUCUUCUUUCUAGAGAUUUCUCUUCUUUCUAGAGACUUCUCUUCGGUUCUAUUCGAUUCGCACCAACAGAACUCGUUUACUUCAUCUCACUCACAGUCUAAAGAAGAUAUGAGGUCUGAUGCGCGUACGGGAACCCUGAAGUUUCUGUGUAGCUAUGGCGGCAAGAUUCUUCCCCGUCGAACCGAUGGUAAACUCCGUUACGUUGGUGGUCUUACCAGAGUUCUAGCCGUCGAUCGCUCUGUCUCGUAUUCCGAGUUAAUGGUGAAGCUUGGAGAAUUCUGUGGUUCUACCGUUACAUUGAAGUGCCAAUUGCCAGGCGGAGACUUGGAAACCUUGAUUUCUGUUAGAUCUGACGAAGAUUUGGCCAAUAUCGUCGAGGAAUACGAUCGUGCUUCUUCGUCGUUGUCGCAUCCUCUUCAAAUCAGAGCCAUUCUUUCGCCUCCGAAGUCUCUCAAGCAAAUCUCUCCUCCGUCGAGUGUGGACUUCACUCUUCCUAAUUCUCCAUGCCACGGCGUGGAUUCGCUCCCGAGCUCGCCGCAAUACGGAGUCAACGACCGGAUCUCUUCUCCUUCGUGCAGAUUCAGUCGUCAGAUCUCCUCCCCUCCUAAUAAAUACUUCGUCGGACCGCGAAAUUGCCAUGGAAGAACCUGUUGCCAUGGGAGCCCUAGGUUUUUGUACUCCAGCCCCCACUACGCUCACGGGAACUGAAGAUGAAUCCCUAAACUCGAGGCGAGGACUCCGCAUAUAUAAGUACAAACCCUAGGUAGACGAUGACGGGGGCAAAAAAAAAGAAGCUAAAACAGAACAAGAUAGUGUUUAGUUUUGGCUUGUGAUUGAUUGAGUGUUGGGAGAAAGCUUAAAAACUUUCGAAUUAAUUGGUUUGUGUGGUUGAAAAAAAAUUGAUUAAUCCGGCCGGAGUUUUGCGAGAGGAGGAGUUCUCAUUCUCAAUCUCAAUCUUAGUUCUUAAACUCCGUCACGGUGCCGCCGCACACGGUGCCCGUGAGUCGGCCUGAGGACUGUGCAAUCGGGCGUGCCACGUGGCCUUCAUUCACAAGUCUUUCUUAAUAUACACAUUUAAUUACCUUUUUGUGUAUAUUUUUGCGCCUUGAUUUGCGUUGCGAUACCCUCUGGCGUUAGAGGACGAAUCUUCUGAACCGAUGCAGCCUCCCCAUUCUUGUUCGACACGUAUCAAAAUUCCGUCGGCUUCGUAAUCCCUGCCAACUUCAUACGUGUCUCCCAUCAAACGUGUGAGUUUCUUCUUUUAUUUUAUUCUUUUUAUUUUUUAUUUUUCUUUAACGACGGUUUCAUUGUUUUGGAUUUGCAGUUUCUCGUGAGGCGAAGAUGACUUGGGAUUCGAUUCCGAUUCCGAUUCCGAUUCCAGGAGUUGUUGAAAUAUAAUUAAAAAAUCAUUAAUUGAAAAUUAUGUUAAGAAAGAAAUCCACAUAGGGUUGUGGGGGUAAUAAAUUUGGAGAGAAAUUGGAAGAGCCA